GAUACUAUAUAGCGUGCAGUUUAGGUCAAAUCCUCCCAACUACCGUUUCGUCGGUCCCUGAUUAUCUCAUAUUAUGAAGGGAUAUAGUGUACAAAUUUGGUAGAAUGAGCACGUACGACCAUAGACUGAGGAAAACUGGGCAUCCCGUCCGCUCUGCCAUACAUAAGCCUCAGAUCGGCGGACUAGUAGUUGGGUCGGUGACGACCAGCGAAUCCCCGCUGUUGUACGUUUUUUGUCCAACCCAUUUUUUGUUUUUAUAUUUAUUUGUCUGUCUUUUUUUUCUUUUUUAUUUAUUUACGGCGCCUUUUCUGUGUUCCCGUUUUGCAAAUUUAAUUUCUAGGCAUUUUAAUGCGAUUUCUUUAAUUAUUCUGUUUACUUUGUUUUCCUAGGUAUUUUUCUUUUGUUGUUUAUAUUCGAUUAUUUUAGAAAUUUAUAUUUAUUAUGCACGUUUUCUAUUAUAAAU
Molecule: messenger RNA, 463 nt
Organism: Xylona heveae TC161
Lineage: Eukaryota; Fungi; Ascomycota; Xylonomycetes; Xylonales; Xylonaceae
Exons: 1
Coding region: 105-389 (94 amino acids)
Source: RefSeq, a predicted model, not a curated record